Molecule: messenger RNA, 1215 nt
Organism: Prinia subflava (tawny-flanked prinia)
Lineage: Eukaryota; Metazoa; Chordata; Aves; Passeriformes; Cisticolidae
Exons: 2
Coding region: 1-1215 (404 amino acids)
Source: RefSeq, a predicted model, not a curated record
AUGGAGGUGAGGCAGGGCUCCAGGGGAAGGAGAGAUGACCUCCAAAAAAUACGCAGCCUCCAAAAAAAACCAAGAGAUCCUCCAAAAAAUCCAAGAGAUCCUCCAAAAAACCUCCAAAAAACGCAGCCAGAGGGGAUGGAGGAGAGCAGGGAGGUGGCAGCAGGGGAAGGAGAAGCUCAGGCUCUGCCUCCUGCUCUGGGGAUGGCCACAGGGACAAUCCAGAGCCAGGGACAAGGAAAGGGAUCAUUCCCAGGGAUGGAGGUGAGGCAGAGCUCCAGGGGAAGAAGAGAUGACCUUCAAAAAACACUCAGCCUCCAGAAAAAUCCAAGAGAUCCUCCAAAAAACGCAGCCAGAGGGGAUGGAGGAGAGCAGGGAGGUGGCAGCAGGGGAAGGAGAAGCUCAGGCUCUGCCUCCUGCUCUGGGGAUGGCCACAGGGACAAUCCAGAGCCAGGGACAAUCCAGAGCCAACUCCAAGGAAAAGGAUCAUUCCCAGGGGUGGAGGUGAGGCAGGGCUCCAGGGGAAGGAGAGAUGACCUCCAAAAAACACUCAGCCUCCAAAAAAAUCCAAGAGAUCCUCCAAAAAACGCAGCCAGAGGGGAUGGAGGAGAGCAGGGAGGUGGCAGCAGGGGAAGGAGAAGAAGAGAUGACCUCCAAAAAACACUCAGCCUCCAAAAAAUCCAAGAGAUCCUCCAAAAAACCUCCAAAAAACGCAGCCCAAGCCUCCAGCAGCGCCUUCUCUGCAGGACCUGCAGCCAUCGAAGAGCCAAACCUCAGGGAAAAUCCGGGAUCAUCCGUGGGCUUCCCUGCCUUGUGCUGGGCCAUGGCACGGCUGGAUUGAUCCCUGCCAGGAUCCAGGACUUGCUGUGCCCUGAGCUUCUCCACUCUCAGCCUCCCACGGCGUUUGGGGCAUGGCUGGAGCCUCCUCCCGGAUCCCUCCGUGCUUCCCUGGAGGCUGCGAGGCUGAGGGGGGCUGCACCCCAAGAAAAAAGGGCAAAAAUCCCUCUGGGGAGGGCAGGAGGUGGGAGAGCUGUGAUGCUGAGGGGGGCUGCACCCCAAGAGUGCAGGAAAAAGGGCAAAAAUCCCUCUGGGGAGGGCAGGAGCUGGGAGAGCUGCGAGGUUGAGGGGGGCUGCACCCCAAGAGCGCAGAAAAAAGGGCAAAAAUGCCCUGGAGCUGGGAGAGCUGCAAAAAUCCUCUUGCCAAGAGUUUCCCCCUGA